Molecule: messenger RNA, 810 nt
Organism: Eimeria maxima
Lineage: Eukaryota; Apicomplexa; Conoidasida; Eucoccidiorida; Eimeriidae
Exons: 4
Coding region: 1-810 (269 amino acids)
Biological process (GO): protein autophosphorylation; intracellular signal transduction; peptidyl-serine phosphorylation
Cellular component (GO): nucleus; cytoplasm
Molecular function (GO): calmodulin binding; calcium-dependent protein serine/threonine kinase activity; ATP binding
Source: RefSeq, a predicted model, not a curated record
AUGCCUCCUCCUCCUCCUCCUCCUCCUCCUCCUCCUCCUGCUCCUGCUGCUGCUGCUGCUGCUGAUGCUGCUGAUGGUAGUAAUACCACCACCACCACCAGCAGCAGCAGCAGCAGCAGCAGCAGCAGCAGCAAGAGUUGUAUGUAUGAUAUGUCUUCUUAUGUAGAUAUUGCUCUUAUUGAUUUUGGAUCUGCUGAGAUCUUAGAGCCAAUUAACCGCAGCAGCAGCAGCAGCAGCAGCAGCAGCAGCAGCAGCAGUAGUAGUAGUAGUAGGUGCAGCAAAUGUUGUUGUUGCAAUUGUUGCAGCAACAGCAGCAGCAGCAGCAGCAGCAGCAAGAGGAGCAGUCUUAAUAGGCCUCCUGAGGUAUUUGUACAGAAUUCAACUGGUGUAGAGGGAGAUAUAUGGGCAGCAGCAAUAGUUUUAUGUUUGCUGCUGUCUGGUCAUUCUCCCUUUGAGGGAGCAGAAGCAGCAGAGAAAGCUGCUGCUGCUGCUGCUGCAGCAACAGCAGCAGCAGAAGCAGCAGUAGCAGCAAGACUAGAUGAAGUAUUUGCUGCUGAGGAAUGGAGAGAAGUACCAGCAGCAGCAAAAGAAUUAAUAAAAAAUAUGCUAAGAGUAGAUGCAGCAACAAGACCAACAGCAGCAGAUGUAUUAAAUACAGGAGCUUCAAUGGAUGCUGGUGCUGCUGCUGUUGCAGCAGCAGCAGCAGCAGCAGCAGCAACAGCACUAGCAGCAGCAACAGCAGCAAUAACAGCAGCAGCAAUAGAAGAAAGGAAGACAUUAGAGGAGAACAGCAGCAAACUAAACAUCUAA